Molecule: messenger RNA, 1833 nt
Organism: Musa acuminata AAA Group (dessert banana)
Lineage: Eukaryota; Viridiplantae; Streptophyta; Magnoliopsida; Zingiberales; Musaceae
Exons: 10
Coding region: 110-1768 (552 amino acids)
Biological process (GO): tRNA methylation; tRNA wobble uridine modification
Cellular component (GO): cytoplasm; cytosol
Molecular function (GO): GTP binding; protein binding; GTPase activity
Source: RefSeq, a predicted model, not a curated record
AGUUCUCGAAGUCAUAUCGAACGGAUUCACUUGUCCCUUUCGAAUCCCAAACCCUCGAUGUUUUCUUUAGCUCCCUGAAUCCUCUCUCACCCAAAUCCAAAACGAACGAAUGGCUCUCGCCCUCUUUCGCCUCUUCCUCACCCCGUUCCGGCGGACCAAUACCAAGUCCCGCCGCCCAAAUCUCCUAAACCCUAAACUCCCUAAGCUCUUCUCCUCGCCCAAAUCCCUAAUCACCCAUUCCAAAACCCUGGUUUCUUCGCUCUCCACCACAGGCAAAACCCUAAUUCUCACCGAAGACGAGCGCUUUGGGUCCGAGGACGCGGGCAGGAAUGAGGCGUCCCCAGGUUGGGGGACGAUCGCAGCGAUUGUUACCUCCAUGGGCGGUGGUUCGGCAGCCGUCGGCAUCGUCCGGCUGUCUGGUCCGACGGCGGUGGACGUCGCAGCAAAGGUGUUCCGGCCUGCGACGACGUCCAAGGAAGGGUCUCGUGUGGUUUCCUGGAGGCCUAGAAGCCACUUUGUGGAGUAUGGUUUCGUCUUGGACCGGAAGGGAAAUGUCAUUGACGAGGUCCUUGCAAUUCCUAUGUUGGCACCAAGAUCUUAUACCAGAGAAGAUGUGGUUGAGCUCCAGUGUCAUGGAACUGAUGUAUGCUUGAACCGAGUAUUAAGAGCCUGCCUAGAGGCUGGGGCAAGGCUUGCGGAACCUGGGGAGUUCACCCUUCGUGCUUUUCUUAAUGGACGCUUGGACCUAUCUCAGGCCGAAAAUGUUGGAAAAUUGAUAGCAGCAAAGUCUGUGGCUGCAGCAGAGUCUGCAUUGGCUGGUAUACAGGGAGGCUUCUCGUACCUGGUCAAAUCACUGAGAAAGAAGUGUAUCGAGCUGCUUACAGAAAUUGAGGCACGCUUAGACUUUGAUGAUGAAUUGCCACCUCUAGACCCUAAAGUUCUGGUAAAUCAGAUUGAUGAUAUGUGGAAUACUCUCCAACAAGCGAUGGAUACAGCUAACUAUGACAAACUUUUGCAGUCUGGUCUCCAGAUAGCAAUCAUUGGCCGGCCAAAUGUUGGGAAGUCAAGCUUGCUCAAUGCUUGGAGCAAAAGUGACAGAGCUAUAGUUACUGAUAUUGCUGGAACGACGAGAGAUGUUAUAGAAGCCAGUAUUACUGUUAAGGGUAUUCCUGUUACUCUUCUUGAUACCGCUGGCAUCAGAGAAACCGAUGAUCUUGUAGAAAAAAUUGGUGUAAAGAGAUCAGAAUCUGCUGCCCUGGCUGCAGAUGUGAUAAUUAUGGUGACAAGUGCGGUUGAUGGGUGGACUGAGGAUGAUAGGACACUUAUUGAACACAUUCGAAAGAAUCAGAACUCAGCAGGUUCUGCUGUGCCCAUGAUACUUGUUAUUAAUAAGAUAGAUUGUGCCCCAUGUGUUUCAAUGCAACAAUUUAAGAUGGGUACAACCUCCUUCGUGAAGCAUAUUCAAACAUGUGCUGUCAAUGGUAAAGGCAUUUCGGAACUGGAGAGGGCUGUGCUAGAGGUCAGAGGUUUUGACACAAUUCAAUUAGGAGGGUCCAGAUGGGCAGUUAAUCAGAGGCAAUUUGAGCAGCUGCUCAGAGCCCAAGAGUCUCUAUCCAGAUUGAAAUUAUCAAUAAGUGAGGAAUUGCCCAUGGAUUUUUGGACGAUAGACUUGAGGGAAGCGGCAUUGGCCCUUGGGGAAAUAAGUGGGGAGAACAUAUCUGAAGAAGUGUUAUCAAACAUAUUUGGCAAGUUUUGCAUUGGCAAGUGAUCCACUGGUGAGGUUGUAUUUGUUGCAUUUUUUCGGUAUAUGACUAUCUACAAUUUUGCCUUUCA